This is a messenger RNA of Pseudocercospora fijiensis CIRAD86, 1398 nucleotides long. RefSeq lists its product as uncharacterized. Gene Ontology annotation, biological process: protein import into mitochondrial matrix. Gene Ontology annotation, molecular function: transmembrane protein transporter activity. Bases 1 to 684 code for a protein of 227 amino acids. The record is from RefSeq and is a predicted model, not a curated record. Gene Ontology annotation, cellular component: TIM23 mitochondrial import inner membrane translocase complex; mitochondrial inner membrane. The transcript is spliced from 2 exons. NCBI's taxonomy places the organism in Eukaryota, Fungi, Ascomycota, Dothideomycetes, Mycosphaerellales, Mycosphaerellaceae.
AUGGGUGUCUGGGACGUGUUCACCGGCAAAUCGACACACAGCGCAUCGCCGGCGCCCACCGACAGCUACCACGAUGCCGCCGGCAACCAGAUCCAGCAAAUACAGCCAACCUUUAGCACUCCGACCGCAGAAGACGUCGGCUCUUUCAUCACACCCGGCGCAUUCGAUCCAUCGUCUCUCCACCCGCUAGCCGGCCUCAACAAGGACACGCUCGACUACCUCACGCUAGACGACGAUGUCCUUUCCGAUCUGCCCGGUAGCAAGUCAUUACUACCAUCACGAGGAUGGUCGGACGAUCUCUGCUAUGGUACCGGUGUCACAUAUCUCACAGCCUUGACGAUAGGGGGCGCAUGGGGCUUGGCAGAAGGUCUCAGCAGAGUGCCAGCAGCAGCGCCUCCGAAACUGAAGCUGAACUCCGCCCUGAACGCCAUUACAAGGAGAGGGCCAUUUUUGGGCAACUCUGCUGGAGUGGUUGCCAUGAUGUACAAUGGCAUAAACAGCACGAUCGGGUACUACAGAGGGAAACACGACGCACUGAACAGCGUCGCAGCAGGUGGAAUCAGCGGAAUGAUCUUUAAGAGCUCAAGAGGCGUGCGGCCUAUGGCUAUAUCUGGCGGCAUUGUAGCAUCGCUCGCCGGCACGUGGGCAAUCGUGCGAAAAGCGUUCCUCGACGGAGAAUCAUGAGAAGGGUGUGAUAAUAAUGUAAGAUGAUACAAGCUAUGUAUGAGGCAAGAGCGGGGCGUCUGAUAGGUUGGUUUUGGAAGGUUGUACUUGCUACAUCACGGCGGGCGCGCAGCUGCUCAGCACACGGAUAGAGGCUUCCAGGCAUAGCGACGGCGCAUCACCUUCUCAUCUCCACUGCAUGGCAUUGUCUAGGCCUUCAAUGUCUAUUUGAGGCUCGCGGUAGCAUUCUCAAGCGACAAAAGAGCAUUAUUUGUACAUUACAAACGCAGCAUUUUGCCUACAGCACUUAGCCCAUUUCAACGACAUUCGACAACAUCGCUUCAUCCGCGCCUCUCUCAGACCAUGGAGCCGCUGCAGGUUGUGUUCAUCGCAAUGAGUCGCCUCAGCCCUACAGACUUCGCAGAUGCUUUUCUAUCACGCCAGUCGUCACGAGCUGCUCACGACAAUGAUAUUCGCAUCUUUACACCACCGCUGCGUCCCACGAGCACCUGGACUCAUCCAGCAGCGCCUGAUCACUCGUCCGCAUGGAGCGAUUUCGGAAAAGAGUCUGAGCCCUAGAAAGGUGCAGCAUUCAUCGGCCAAACGGCGUGUUGCAUCAUGAAAACUCCCACGAAUCAGCUUUGGUAUCCGACUGGCACAAUUGACUACACCGACGAGAAAGUGUUGCCAGAGCCCUUGAGCUAUCAUGAAAUCGAGCAGCUAGUCCUUGAGGCU